UGUUGUUGAUGCGAGUGAACCACCCGAGUACGAGAUCACACAUUCUCCAUUAGCGGAGCGUUCUUUUUUCAUUAACAGUUGCAUUCCGUCAUGCGUUCGGCCAUCUUUUUGGUCACGGCGCUUGUUGCAGCCUCGACAGCCACUCCGUGGGGUUCGAGAGCAAAUCAGCAAUGCGCUUCUUAUUGCAAGGAAACGAGUAAGUUUAAAUACAGCGUUGGCACAAUUUACAGCUAUGAUUACACGGGCGAAACAGCGUCCAAAAUUGGCGGCACUUCGGAGCAAGAGUCCAGGUUACACAUUAGCGCCCAGGCUGACUUUGAAGUCGUCUCUCAGUGCGAACUUGUCUUGCGGCUUAAAAGAGUGAGCCUGGAACAAUCAGAUCCACAGGAUGGAUCAUCGAGAACAAUUACGGCCGGAUCGGCUAAUUUUGCCGCUGGGCUCGAACAACAACCGCUCGUGUUCUCCUUCCAAGACGGACAAAUCGAACAUCUUUGCCCGUCUGUUGACGAGUCCGAAUGGGCCCUCAAUGUCAAACGAGGCAUCCUGUCGGCCAUGCAAAACUCCAUGCUGGACUUGGCCAAAUCGCAACAGGUCUUCGAGACGGACGUUGUCGGCCAUUGCGAGACCAAUUACACGGUAGAACAUGUCGGACGGAACGGCAUGUCAGUGUCACGAACCAAAGACUUGCUGGCCUGUACCGGCCGAAAUGGCCAUCAUUCUGCGCCCAUUUUGAGUACGCCCUACAGCUCUGCAUCAUCGAUCCAAUCCCUUCCUCUUCUCAAGAGCGAGAACGAAUGCCAGCAGACGAUACGCAACGACCUGCUGGAGAAAUCCGUCUGCACCGAAACUCAUCUCUUCCGGCCGUUCUCCAACGGUCAGAGCGGAGCUUCCACUCGUAUUACACAGACUUUGACCUACAACAGCGAACGUCGUUCCGACCACAUUUCCACUGAUUACAAGAAAAACAAGGCCAGUCUUCUCUUCGAUGGUCCAGAUGUCCAGAAGACAUCAGGUGCCAGUCUGUCGUUGAUUGGCGAAACGUUGAACGUUUUAGUGCAAGAAACGCGGACGGGCAUUUCGCCCCAAACGCCAACCCUCUUCUCUCGAUUGGUGGCCUCUUUACGUCACUUGUCUUACGCUCAACUUAGCGAAUUAUUUAGCAAGACUCAAGAAGCUAAAGCAAGGAAGUACCUGAUGGAUGCAGCUCCAUUGGUCGGAACGGCCGCCAGCUAUGCGCUGAUGAGAGACAUCAUCCAAGAAGGAGGUCUUCUCUCUGAUUUAGAGACGGACAUGUGGUUGGCUUCUUUAGCGUUCCAGCCAAAACCGACGCUUGAAAUGAUUACAGCAGUCUCGCCUCUGUUAGCUGACAAUGCCCGUCCCAAAGCCCUGCUCUCCAUUUCCGCUUUAAUCCACGCUUAUUGCCGCAACCAUCCGGCUGGAUGUCAAGAAGAAGAGAGCGUGAAACAGGCCAUCGUUCACAUCGAGAAUCGCAUCGGGAUCGCGUGCCGUUCACGCGACGCAGACGAACAAAACACGAUCCUUUUAGCUUUGAAAGCUCUCGGCAAUGCUGGCCUCAUCUUCACGUCCGCCGAAACCCUAAAGAAAUGCUAUCAGGAAGAAGCAAAUGCGAUGGUGGUCCGCCUGGCGGCCAUCGACGCCCUGCGACGCGUUCCGUGCCAUUUAGACGGCCGCAGUUCGCUCCUGUCUUUCUAUUUAGACACGAGACAAGACUCCGAGCUGCGCAUCACCGCCUACCUGGCCGUCAUGCAAUGCCCGUCUGGCCAGCUGCUGGAAGAAAUCAAACAAUCGUUAAUGAGCGAACCCGUCAACCAAGUCGGUUCCUUCGUCUGGACUCACUUGACCAACUUACAAGAGACUUCCAGCCCGUCAAAACAGGCCGUCCGCCAGCUACUAUCCACCGAAUUCCUCCGCAACAAAUUCAACACGGACGCUCGUAAAUUUUCCCGCAAUUUGGAAGUUUCCAGCUACUGGCAAGACCUCAACGUCGGUGGAACAGUGGAGAGCAACGUCAUCUUCUCCUCUCAAUCCUACCUGCCCCGUUCGGCCUCGUUGAAUCUAACGCUGGACCUCUUCGGCCAAUCGAUUAACUUAAUCGAAUUGGGCGCGAGAUUGGAAGGAUUCGAAUCUCUAAUCGAAUCGUUCUUCGGUCCCGGUGGAUAUUUUCAAGACGACGCCAUUCAAACGGUGCUCCAAUCGUUGCGCGGCAAACGGGCAGCUCCGGUGGACCAGCAAUCGCUGAACCAACUGUCCACCGUCUUCGACGUCAAGGGACAAAUGGCCGAUCAGCCUCAGGGCGAUGUGUACGUGCGCGUCUUCGGCAACGAACUGCACACCCAUCGCUUCAAAGGGCUAGAUCAGUUGACGGGCAAACCUCUUCUUCAGAAUCCUAUCAGCAUGUUACUUCAAGCUGCUGGGCAGAAGGACGUCGAUUUAAGCAAAUCCGUGUCCAUCAUGGACGUCUCGUACGUUCUACCGACGAUCGUCGGUUUGCCUUUGACUUUGAACGUGAACGCCACGGCUACGGUGGCGUUCAAAAUGGGCGGAACGUUCCAGACGGCCGGCUUGACUGACAUGAAAAUCAUCGGACACGUCAAGCCCAGCGGAACGGUUCAAGUCAACGGGUUAAUGGCCAUCGAUGCUUCGACGUUCGGACGCAGCGGAGUCCACGUUCAAAACGUCAUGCACACAUCGACCGGCCUGUCCGGCAAAAUGAUCAUCCAGGGAAGCCGAUUAGUGUCCGUACAGCUCGACGCUCCAGAAGAGGCUUCUAAUACGUUCAGCUUCGAUUCGCGUCUCUUUUUGCUCCAGCAAAACGGACAGCAAUCCAUCCGGCCGGAACAAAGGACUCCAGUCAACAUGACAUCAUGUUCGCCCGCCUGGCUGGGCAAAAAAUUCGGAGCCGAACUCUGCGCUGAGCUAGAAUUUUAUCCGAGAAGCAAAGAAGGUCCUCGUGGGCCUUUCACCGGACCUGCCCACGCCGCCUUGUUCUUACGCAAGACGGACAAGCACAGCAGCUAUCGCUUCGAGUACAAACGCGAAGGCAGCCGGGCCGUUAGUCUCGUCAUGGACACUCCAGAUUCCGCCAUCAAUCGCAGACUAUCCGCUCAAUUGACGCUGGAUCAGCUGGCCAAUAGCCUGAGGGCAUCUUUCGUCUGCCCGUCAAAGAGCGUGGACGUCAUCGGCAAAUACGAGUACAAUCCGUCAGUCAAAGGAGUUGACGUCAUGUUGACAAUAGAUGGCGCGGAAGUCGUUUCACUCCGGACAGCCCUACGCACUGAUCUCAAGGGCGCGUCCGGCCGCUACGAGCCCAGUUUGCUCAUCAGCCAACGCGGCAAGGAGUUGGUCAACUUCCAGGGCUAUUUCAGCUACGUGGGUCAAUCGAAAUGUGGCUUCGAUUUCCAGUUGAAACACCUGACCGUCCGUCCCGUCCGUCUGUCCGGCGAUUUCGCUAAAGAUAACGAAAACAAACACGAGUUCAACGUGGCAUUGAAAUCUUACUUGCUGGACACUACCUUGGCCACCACCAUGCGCCUCUCCGAUAAACUGACCACGUGCAAAACGAAGGUCGGCUAUUCGUUCACGGAAGGAACGACGCAAAGUCUGGAACUGUCGGGCAAAUUCAAUCGGGCGGUCAAAGGAUCUUUGAAGAAGACGACGUUGGCUGGAAUUGUCCAGAGUUCGCAGUUCCCUCAGUACAAUGGAGACGUGUCCUGGGAUGUCCAACAAUCGGAAAAUUACCUGGAAAACAACGUCCGAUUGAAUGCUGGAACACAUCAAUGGGAAGUCCAGCAAUUGUAUUCCGGCCAGCCUAGAGAUCUCAAUGUCCGUCUGGCCGUCGUUUGCAAACAGCAGAACAUCGAUUUCCUCGUCUACACCGUGUUCCAAAACACAGUCACGACCGUGAUUAGCCAAUCGGGAUUGCGAUUAUCUCCAGGAAGGCAAUGGAGUGGGAAGCUGGAUCUGGUCCGCCAAGAUUUCCAGCCUGGACGUCGCUACGGUGGACGCAUCGAACUUUCAUCCCCGACCGUCAGCCGCCAUUUACGCGCCGACGUUGUCCAGGAAAUGGCUAAACGGUGGAACGCAAUUGCGGAAUACUCCGUGAAUCAAAAGAUCGAAGCGUCCAUCAACGCCAUCUAUGAUGACCUUAGCGCAGGAAUCAAAUGCGAACAUUCCGUUGAGGUCAAACUGCGCAGCUGGGCGGCCGAUGAGCUGGACAUCAACGGACUGUUCGUGGCCAGUCCUACCAACAGCGUCUUCAAAUUGAACGGCCGCUAUGGUGAUGAGAAAUUAUCCAGUUCCGUCGAGUACGAGCACGUCGACACGCUGGAACACGCCGUCAGCGUUGGAAUCACGCGCGGAGAAGACGCACCUGUGUUCCAGGCUAAAUUCAACAUUACUACUGGAACACAAAAAUCGCUCACCGUCGAUAUCCAGGCCGAUAGGCACAUCACCAUCGACGCUCAAAUGACGUCCGACUUGGUGAGUCUUCACGUGUUCUGGAACAAGGACGUCGAUCUGAGCCAGUCUUUGAGAUUCACUGGAACAUUAAGCGCAACUGGAGGCAAUGCUCAGUUCAACUACGGCCAAUGGCCUACCAUUUACGUCAACAUCGACAAGAUCGAUAAAGACCUCAAAAUUCAAUUGGGCUGGAACGAGAAUCAAGUCAUCGUUUUGCGCAUGGAACUCCUUCCAACUCGCACGGCCGGCCUCCUCACCACACCGUUCGACGGGUUCCAAAGGAUCACAUUCGACAGCCUGCAUCAAAUUACAAACAAGACGAUUCAAACUCGAUUAGCAGUUGAUUGGCCAGCACAUCAAUUCACCUUGUCCUUGACGGGCAGCCGGACAUCGGACAACGUCCAGGGAUCCAUCAGAUUCACGUCGACAUUCCCCCAAUUGGAAGACGUCAGCGCCGAGUUCCAGGCUCUCACGAGCCAACCUCUGCAUCGCUACACUUUGGCGAUCCAGCACGAAGGUCGCCGGGCAGAAAUGUCGGCCGAUUAUCAUCGCAAAGAAUUCCAUUUCAAGAGCGCGUCAGUCAGCUUGGCCACUCCAAUCACGGGCUAUGAAUCGUUAAAGGCCAGCGUCAUCCACACAAAGGCCGUCAGCCAUUUCCAAACGGAUCUGAAAUUAGAAGGUCCGUUCUCCAGCCGGGCGGUUGUUACUGUAACGGGCAAAAAUAUGAAAUCAGAAACCUCUGGAAAUUUAGCCAUCACGACCAACUUCUCCGUGCUGGAAACGUUCAACACGUCGUUCCAGCUCUUCAACAAACAAAACGAAAAGGAGCUGUCCGUCAUCGGAGAUUUGAACGGCCAGCAAAUGUCCGCUCGCGCGGCCACUGACGUAUCCGAUGGCAAAUUCAGGGCGGACUUGAUUGUUACCAGUCCGUUCGCUAACGAUGUGACCGUCUUAGUAGAUCAUCGCUACGAAGGUCAGAACCUGCAGAGCCAAGGACACGUCAGCUGGGCAGACAAGAAAGUGAGUUUGAAUUUAGACGGGCAAUUCGCACCUGGAAAAGCUAUCGUAGAUGCCACUCUGUCCACGCCUAAAUGGAGGGCCAAUGGCCGUUUGGAUCACGUUAAAACAGCAGGCACGCUGGACUCGUCCAUCAAGGCGGAAUUCAAUGGAAAGCGGAUCACUUUCGUCGCGAGUUCCAAAACUAUGCAAAUGAACAACAUCCAUUUGCAAACGAAAUGGACCAGUCCGUUCCAGGGAUUCGAAGAUCUUCGUGUUACGUUGCAACAUCGUCGGGAAGGUCAGAAGACGACUACUGUCAUCACGACGGCCCGCAUGGAACAGGAAAUCAUCGUGGAACACGACAUCGAGUACGCGGACCUCUUCAACUGGGCCAACCGAUUAGCCAUUAAGACGCCCUUCGAAGGUUUAUCUUCGCUGACGGUAGAUUCCAAACAAUUGUGGACCAACGUCCUGGAACACGACGGCCAACUGCAAGUGAACGGAAAGAAGAUGACAGUUAUUAUUAAAGCGGACAACAGUCAAAAGGGAAAACUGACGGCCAGUGGGUCAUUAAAAUCCAGUUGGUCAGAGGACGUCGUUUUCGAACUGACGCAUUCCGACGACGGCCUGAAAUUCCAUCCGACGUUGAUCAUCCGCACUGGAUGCGGCCAACCUAUUCGCUUGGAGACGGCCUACAAACGCGGACCAGUUAAUCCGAGUCUGACUGUUGAUGUCAUCUCACCUCUGUCCGACCCUCUGAAACUGUCCGCUUCAUAUAUCAACAACUCGCCCGUCCGAAUGGCGAAAUUCAAUUUGAACUGGAACAGAGAUCAAACCGUCGAUUGGACUGCAGACUGGGCGUUGGCCGCUUUGCAAUCCUCCAUCAAGACUCGUCUCACUACACCCUUCACCCGCUAUAAUAAGAUAAAAGGAGACAUCAUUUACGACGUGACUGGGCAAAGAAAAACGGGCAAAAUUCACUUACAACGAGAUGAAAAGUCCAUCUAUCUAGACGCAUUUGCCACUGGGCAAGGAUCGAUGUACCAAUCGGAACUCGUCUUGUCCAGCUCGUUUUAUCAAACGGUCAAAGCCAGUGCCGUGCUGGACAUCGCGGGCGCUAGGGCUAGCGUCAAGCUGGACCGUGGGAACAGCCAAAUCCACUUGCACGGCGGCUUGGUGAUCGCACCUACUCAGACGGCCGUCACGGCCACGCUGGAAACGCCUUUCCGCGCUGUCCGUCUCGUUCAAAUCGAAGCGUCUUUGAAAUCCAACCAGCAAUUGCAGCUGGACCUCGAUUACGACGGCCAGAAAAUUUCACUGACCGCUUCCCGCACUGCCGGCCCGUCCAAAGACUCCGUACGGGCAAGUUUGAAGACUCCGUUCGCCCGUCUCCAGUCCGGCAGCAUCGACGCUUCUUACGACGCUUCCGGAACGGCCAAAACGGCCUCUCUGGCGCUCUCCAGGAAUCAACACGUCAUCCAGGCGUCCGGCCAGAUCACCCUGACCGGGCCAAUCAAGCUGGCCGUCAACGUGCGCGCACCUUGCUGCGGCAUCAAUCAUUUGGACGUGACCGGCUCUUACGACGAGUCGGUAGAAAUCAAAGCCGGGCACAUGAAGGUGGUCCUGAACGGCGAAAAAUAUCAAUUAGACGGGCAAUUAAAACGGACCAACGGGACGGCCGAAGUGGCUCUGAAAUCUCAGACGGGCUACCAAGGAUACGAACAAGUCGUCCUCAACGCCAAAUACGACGUCCGGCAGCCGGCCAAGACGGGCUCCAUCACUUUCAGCAAGAACGAAGAUCGAUUCCAUUUCUCUGGAACAGUAGACACGCGCAGCGCCAUCCUGGACUUGGCCACGCCCAUCGAACAUUUAAAGUCCGUCCGAUUGGAAGGCCGUUACGAUCUGGAGGCGGCAACGUUGACCUUCGUCCGUAACGAAGAGGUCGUCAAACUAACGGCCGGUGGAUCUCUGGACUCCCUGCUGGGCAAAAUCGAUUGCGGAUUAGAAACACCUUAUUCCGGCUACGAAAACAUCAAGGCCGAGUUGGUCUACGAUCUCCAGUCGGAGCACAAGUUCAUCGUCCUCGAUGCUGGAACGUACCGCGUCGAAAUGGAAUCGAACGGACGUCGUUUCGUUAUCCGUUCCACAACGCCGAUCGUCAAUUACGAACAGCUGGAACUGAUUGCAGACUACGCGCUGGACAAUCGCCAACUCUUGGCGUCCGUCUUCGUGAAGAAGAACGCGGACACGUUCGAAUUGCGUCUGAACGGCCUUUUGGAUGUGAUCAAUCGACAAGCUUCCUUCGAGUUCCAGUCGCCAGUGCCUUUCAUGCGAAUCGUGUCCAGCAAAAUGCGAUGGGGCGAAGAGCACGGAAAGAAGUCCGUCUUCGUCCAAACGGCCGUGAACGAUGUGACGAUGGACGUCGGAUUGCUUGGCCAUUUCGCCCUGGAUCACGUCCUCAUGUCAGCGGCCAGUAAGAGCAACAUCGAAGGAUGGAACACCGCUUCACUGAUGGCCACCUACGACGUCCGUUCUUCCAUCUCAGCCGGCCUGGAAAUCGAAAAGAACGGAGUCAAACAAACGUUGUCUGGAGACGCGAAGUUCGAUCAGCAAUCAGCUCAUUUGAAUAUUCAAACACCUUUCGAAGGUCUGCGUCUUUUGGGCGUCAAGGGCACACUCAUCGACACUUCAAAGGCCAACGUCAGUACCGACCGGACAGCCACACUGCACCUGGAACACGAAGGCGUGUCUCAAGAUUAUCGAUUUGCUCUGAGCUUCGAUCCUGAAUCAGCUGAUCUGAGCAUCGAAACGCCGUUCGAACAUUACGCCAAAAUGUCCGUCAGUGCCCGUUUCGUGCUGGACAAGCCGCGCAAGAUGAUCAACCUGAUCGUCACGAAAAAUGAACAUCAAAUCGAAUUCAAAAGUCAAUUGAUUAAAGGAGAUAUCGAAUUGAAAUUGAUUACCACUUGCCUUGGGUACGAGAACAUGGCGAUGGCCGGCCGUUACGACUUCACAUCGCCGGCCAAGACGUUAAUCUUGAAAAUGAGUCUGAACGAUAAAGCCAUUCAGUUGAACGGAUCCCUCGAAGAUUUGAAAAUGACGAUUGACGUAACGACACCUAUCGUCGGUUUCGAGUACGUCAGUUUGCACGGAGACGUCCAGCUCAAAUCCAAAACAAUGCGCUUGAUGCUGGAACACAGCGGGCAACGCUACGAGGCCAGCGGGGCAUUGACUGGAAAUAAACUCGUCGCUCAGGUCAAAACGCCCGUGGUUGGAUACGAAGUGAUGGACAUCAGCGGCCGCUGGAACGAACAUCACGUUGAGUUCGGUCUGACCAGUCCAUCGCUGGGCAAGGUCAUCGUAUCAACAGAAUUCGACCUGGAUAGCACGUCCGUUCAAUUUGGACGGGUCGUUUUGACACAUAACGGAGUCAUUUACCGCAAUGAGUUGGUGGCCAAGUUGGCCGACCCCUGGACAAAUGGAGAAGUCCUUCUCGGCGUCCAGCUUCCUCUAGACGGGCUGCGUAAUGUGAAAUCGAGAUUUGAUUACGAUCUGGCCUCAAACGAGAAGACGUUGGCCAUGACUCUUGAUACUACUGCCCAGCACUAUGAGGCGACAGCUAAAAUCAGCUGGAACAAGGAAGCCGGACGGGCAGUUCUUCACGUCCAAACGCCUGUGCCUAGCUGGGAAGAGAUCGACAUGAGUGCUGGAUACGAUUUGAUGAAGAAAACUGUUUUCGUACUGACCGAACGCAAUGGAAAGUCCGUCGCUUUCGUCCAGGCUUUAGCCACCGUGUCGGCCAUGUCCAGCAUCCUGUCCGGAUCCAUCCACGUUCCUUCCCUGUUGGCCGAAGACAUUGAAAUGAUGGCUGCUUACAACGUGGCCAGCGAUGCGGCCGAUGCAAAAAUCAAAUUCUGCUCGCACGAGUUCCUCUUCGACGGACAGCAGAGCAACAACUGGACAACAGCCAUGGCCACCGUUUCCACCACGUUCAAUCAGCUUCAAAGCGCCCAGCUCAAUUGGAACGUUAUUAAGAAAACAGCGUCGUUCCAUCUGAACGGCCUGAAAGCCACGCUGGACGGACGGAUUCAAAGUCCUCGAGAUGUCGGCUUCAAAGCGACGCUGUCCGACCCAUCGCUGGGCAUGCACGCUGCCGAAAUCGAAUGGAACGUGAUGUCCGACAAGUUCGUCAGCCGGGCAGAGUACACGAACGGGCAACACAAGCGAUUGGGAGCGAAUGCGCUAGUCAAUUUCUCCAUCGAGAAAGGCGACUAUCAGCUGACCGUCUUCACUGGAAUGGCCGAUGUCGAGGAUGUCCACAUCGCCGGCCGUUGGAUUUCAUCGGAAAAAAUCAGAUCGGAAUCGGCUCUUCACUGGGCCGGCAUCAAGAAAUUCGAGGCCAUCUUUGACGGGCAAUUUUCUGCUAUGCGUUCCAUUGCCCGUCUGACUGUGUCAACACCACAGAUGGACGCAGUCACGACCGAAAUCGAAUACGACUUCGUUCCAGCUGAAAGAUCCUUCCGUUUCAAUUACAAUUCUGCAAUUCAAUUAAAGACUUUAAUGACAAUCGAAUCGUUGAUCCAAUGGACUGGAAAAAUCGAUUUCACCCUCCAUUCUGAACAAUAUUCAGCGACGGGCAAGUGCAACAUGGAGCCCAGCUCGCGUGUCAAAGAGUUCUCCGUCCUGCUGGACAACAUCGAUCUGCCCGUCUCAGCAUUGCGGAUGACCAUGGAAGAGAAGAGCGAACGCAUCAUCCUCAACGCGUCCAUCAAAGGCCCUGCAUUUGAAGAUGAAAUCAAGUUCCAUGGCCAUUACGAUACGAGUAUGGGAUUGAACGCCAUCGCCAAACUCAGCUGGUCCGGCGAUAAGAACGUCCAGGCAAACAUUUUGAUGAACGCAUCCGAGUUAUCCAGCGAAUUGCUGACACCCUUCGCUGGACUGGAGAAGACCAGCCUGUCCGUCAAAUACGAUUUCGGCCAGCAAAAGCAGACGAUGGAUUCCAUCUUCGUAUGGGCCGGACGCAACGUUACGGCUUCAGCCACGUGGCAACUGGAAGACGGAAUCGUCUUUUCUGUCCGUUUCACCACUCCGUUCCAGGGAUUCGAACAAGUCGGACUGAGGGGAUCUUUCCUGUAAGGGUCGGACUACAGCACGACGUUGUACUACACCCGAGCUGGAAAAAUCAUAGACAUUCAAGGUAAAUUGACUUCAAACACAGCCGGAUCGAUGGCCAAGAUUACCUUUGCUGGAGAGAACGAGCAAUUGUCCGCCGUCGUUGAAUACGACGUCCGUCUUCCAAAGAAGACGGCCUCACUGACUCUGAGCCGCGGGGCCAAUCAGCGCUUCACUUUAACAGCCGCAGGCGAAUACGCAGACAAGAUCAAUGGAAUCCUAACUGUGGAAACCUCAUCUAGCUCGCCGGUGCGCAUCAGUUUGGAAGUGGAUCCCGUCGCUGUGGAAAAGAACGGCCGUCUGACUCUCGAAUGGGGCCAGCAACAGAAACUGGAAUUGAUGGGUGGCGGGACGAUCAGUAAAAGCGCCAGCAAAUUCCGUCUGGCCGCUCAAACGCCUUUCGAUGGAUUCAAGAAGAUCAUGGUCAACAGCCGGAUGAAUCAGAAGAUCGUCGAACUGUCCGUCGAAUACGGCCGCAAUCGCAAACUUCAUCUGAACGGCCAAUACAGAUGGGAUCCCAGGCUGUCCGUCUACUCUUUGAACGGCACUCUGUUGACGCCUUGGCUGGAACACACCUUGUCCGGACAAAGUUAUUUGGACCUGAACAAUGGAUUCCACGGGUCGUUGUCCGUGCUUCCGGCUCCAGAAAAGAUAUACAGCAUCAACGCCAUCUAUCGGCGAUCCGGUUCACUAGAAGCCACGAUCCAAAGUCCUUGCGAUUCGCUGCGACAUGCAAAGAUCUCCGGGCAUUUCGAGACUGACAUACGCAAAUCCAUCAAGCGGGUGGCUGCUGGUGUCGAGUACAAUGGCCGUCAGGCUUCGAUCGAAGGCCGUUUGACUGGACAGCAAUCCCGCAACGCUUUCGUUAAAGGUUCCUGGAACAAUAGGGUAGCAGUGGUGGAAACAUCGUAUCACAAAGAUCAACUCACAUUCAACAUGGCCGCCAACGUCUCCACACCGUUCCAGGGAUACGAGUCAUGGGCGGGCCGUUUCGGACAGACAGCAAAUGGCCAGCAGCGCGAUGUGACUUUACAUCUGGCAACGCCGCUAGCCAUUCUCCCAACGCUCGACAUCGACGUUCAAGCCAUCCUCGAACCUGGAAAACGCAUGGACAUUAGCACUUCAGCCUCUGCCUUGGGCCAUACGGGACGGGCUAAAUUCCAAGUAUCAAAGAACGUCAAACUUUACGUGGCAUCGCUUGAAUUGGACAUCCCGUUCAUCCAAGUCCUCCGCUCGGUCAACGUCCGCGCCGAAUGCCAAAUCGAUGGCUGGAAGAACGUCGUGUCCACCGUGACGGCCGGUGUUCCAGCAGGUGAAUACACCGUUAAAGGAUCCAUGUUGAUUGGCAAGUCCAGCUUGAACCUGAACGCCGGAAUCAAGACGCCAUCGUUCGCCAAAUCCAUCGAAAUGGGCGCUGGAUACAACGCGGCCAAUUUGGACCUCGUCCAGGGCGAAAUUUUCGUCUGGGACAACAAACUGGAAGGCCGUUACGAGAAACGCGGGAACCAAAUCAGCGUCGAGUUGAGUUCCAACUUGCCGGACUUGAAGUUAUCGCACAAUCGAAUCAACUUCGAAAUGAGUUAUCGUUCACCUCGUCAACUCCAGGCUUCCAUCUCUUUCAUCACCGUGCACAAAUCGCACACCGUGUCCGUGUCCUAUCAAUUGGCCGGCAGCAAAUUCACUGGACAAUUGGACGUGGACACUCCCAUGUUGCAAUCUAAGAAGAUCAUCUCGUUAAAAAUCAAUUACAGCAGUUUGGCCGCUUUGACAUUCGAAGGCCGAUUCGUAGAUGGACAGAGUACCUGCGAAUUGACGGGCUCCCUGCGUCUGGCCGGCGAAAUGGUGCACGGACAGGCUAAAUUGAAUUGUCCCAUGUUUGGAACGCUGGCUGUCGAAGUGACGGGCAAUCCAGCGGAAGGUAAAUUGACCAUCACAGCGGGCAAGGCCGUCCAUCGAGUGGGAUACAAACUGAUGACGAACAACGAUGGGUACGAUGGAACAAUCAACGUCGAAUCUCCUUGGAUUCAACCUGUCCAUCUGAGAGGCAUUUGGAUGCUGGGCGACGUCCAGCAAGGACAGGCUUCACUGACAGUCCGUCACGGCGAAUCGGCCCAUUCCGUGUUGGGCGAUUACCUCCGUUCGGCCGGUGAUAAAAUGGCUGGAUCUUUCAACGUGGCAUCGCCAUUGUUGCCCGGCAAACAGGCCAGCGUGCAAUUGCAAUACCAGCCGUUCGAUUUGAACGUCCAGCUGGACGUGAUGGGACAAUCUCAUCGUCUCGUCGGACUGUUACAACGUUGGCCCAGCAUCAACGGUAAGGUCCAGUUAGAUUCGCCCGUCCUUCCCUGGAAAACGAUGGCGCUACACGCCCAGGCCGAGCGCAACGUCCGCGAUUUCCUCCACGGCCAGGCCAACAUCACCGCCAGUUACGGCGAGCAAAGUUUGGGUCUUGCCGGACAGUUCCGUUAUGCCCAGUGGAGCGAUUUCGAGGGAUGGAUGGAACUCAACACCCCGUUCCAGGGAUUGACCAUGGCCCGCGCCGAUUUCCAGCUCAGCGCCAUCAACGCCCAGCGAGUCAACGCUUCCAUCAAUUUCCAGUCAUCUCACGUCGUUCUUCCCCGGGCUUCUUUCAACGUCCAGUACCAUCUAACAGAGUCCACGCUGGAAGCUUCUGCCACGUUGAACACGCCGUUCACGCGCUGGGAAACGGUCGGAUUGGCCCUGAACGUCCCGUUGUCUUACAAAAACGCCAAGGCUUUAGGUUCCCUAACACUGCCGGGCGCCCAAUAUUCCAUUUCCGGAUUGGUAUCCACCGGAAGUCGUCAAUUCCUGACAGAAUGGAACCUCGAUUAUGCAGGAAAGAAAUUCGGAACUGAACUCCUCUUUAAAGCAGACGAUAUUUACCAGGCUAAAGUGGACGUAGUGACACCCAUCCGCGGAUUCGAGAAUUAUUCCUGGGACGUCAAGGGCCAGGCGAAUGUCCGUCGUUGGGGAGAAGCCACGGCUUUCCUCGACUGGAACGGCAAACGGAUCGAGUUUAGUUCCAAUGUCAAAGUCGAGCCUUUAGCUUAUAUCGCCGUUGUCCAGCUCAAUACUCCGUUCGUCGAUUUCGAACGUUACGCUGUCCGUCUCCGUCUGGAGGGAACGGACCGCAAGACGCUCCAAGUCGAAGUCGAAUCGCCCGGCAUGCGAGUUGGAGCCGAUUUCGAUUACGUUUUCAAUUCCGCGACGGAUUUCGUGGGUAAAGCGUCCAUCCGGACACCUUUGGCCGGCUACGAAUCCUUCACUUUGCAUCUGUCCAACCAGCUGGGCGCUUCUUCUUAUUCCGCUAAUGCUGAAGCUCGUUUCGCCGACUACGGAUUGGCCGCUAGCAUUGAAGGUCUCAUCCGCGAAGGCGGGUUCCAGGCUCAGAUGGACGGACGCUACAACGACCGCGUUAUCGUCCUCAAGGCCGGCGGAUCGCUAGAUGAGAAACGCGUCACUUGCAACGUCGAUCUGAUCACGCCCUUCGAAGAAUUGAAAAGCCUCGAGAGCUUCGUCCAGCUGGAAAAGGACUUUGCUGAAAGCAAAGGCUUCGGCUUGAGCGUGAACGGACGCCAGUUGAUGCUGGUCACCUUGGCCAAACAAACGGACGGCGUCCAAGUCCUCCAGAUCAAGAAUCCCUGGCGGCCAGUUGAUCUUUCAUAUUCCUGGGAAAAAAGGGCUGAUUUAAUUCAUUAUCAGGCCCAGCUCUGCUGGGAUCUUAACCGCCGCACAUCGGCAACGCUGGGCGGACGUCUGGUCAUUCAAACAUCGUCUUACGGUCGUCAAAUUAGCGUUAAGACCAUCACUCCUAGCAGGGAAUUCUCUUUGAACUACGCGCUGGAACUGACGUCAGCCAAAGUGGAUCAUUCAAUCAGCAUCUCGUGGGCCGCGGAUCAAUCUGUUGGGUACAGAAUUUUAGCUGAAAAUGGUUCGACAAGAAGACGUGCUCAAUUGAACGGAUUAAUCCGUAUGGACUUACCCGCUCGCUCGUUCCAGCUGGAAUCUCAGCACUCGGGAGGGGAAACAACCGCCACUCACGUGGAAUUCCAGUGGGACGCUGCUAGAGAUCCGUCCAGACGUCUGGGAGGUCGACUGGAAACCCGUCACGGUCGUCAGAUCCGGUUGAUCUUCCUUCAUCCGGAACUGGAACGCGACAUCGUCCUGGAAGGAGAAUACAAUCGCAUCGAUGAUAAUCAACUGACAGGUAAAAUCGAGUUCAUCUACUCACCGCUAGAUGGCCACCGUCUAACAGUGGAAGGAUACACAACAAGCGAACAAGACACUGGCCGUUCCAUCCAGCUCAUUAUUUCGCAUCCGGCUUCCAACACCGACUUCCGCCUGACAGCCAAUGGCAAAAGAAACCCUGGGGCUGAAUUCCAAGCUCGUUUCGACUACAAAGAUCGUUCAAGGACGUCCCGUUUCCUCCAGCUCGGUGGUAAAGUCCUUCCGGAACAGAGACGCAUCGACCUGGAAGCCCGGACAUCUGAAAAAUCAUUGACUUUGACCAACGCUUUCGUUUCAUCUGGAAGUUCUUACAAUUUGGCUUCCAGGACUUUGGUGAACGACGCAGUCGCGUUGGCCGUGGAUGCCCGUCUGGAAACGUCCGCCCUCCGCCCGACUUUGCAAAUCGAUGGAUCCUACGCCGGAGGCAAAUCGUUCAACUUCAUGGCCGGCAUGCCGGAUAGACGUGAGGUUACCGUGCGAGCUAUCCGGGACAUCCACGGACGGAAGAUCGUCGACGGACUCUUCCAAGUCAAAUUAAACCAGACGGACCUGCUCUCUUCACGCAUUUAUUGGCGCGCGGCCUCCAAGACGGAACUCCGCGAUGCGGCCGUUAACGGCCUCAUCAACAUCUUGGCCGCUUGCGAAUCUUUCGCUGAUGACGUAGCCAAUUUCGCCGCUAGCGAAUGGACGGACAAGUGCUCUUCUCUAACUCCAGCAGCCCGGCUCAUUUCCCAACGGCUGACGGACAGCAUGAACCGAGAGAUUAACCUCUUCCGCUCGGAAUUCAACCAGUUGGCGGAUGACGUCAUGGCCAUGUACAAGCGGAACGACUUCUACCUGCAAAACAUCGUAUCGACAAUGAAACAAGUGGCUGCUUUGGCCCAGCCUUUCAUCGACCGGACCGUGGCUAAUAUUCAAGCUAUUAGCCGGACGCUUAUCGGAGAAACUACGUCUUUCUACCGGGCAAUCGUCAGCACUUACACGUCAUUGACUCAAGUGGCUUUCUCCGGUUACCAGCAAUUGUCCAGCUACGUGUCCAGCGGUGUCUCUGAAGUCGCUCGCUAUUACAGCCAGUUGGCCGGCGAAGUGAUGAGUUGUUUGCUCCACUGCGAAUCCGUUGCAUCGAGAGCUUUCCAACGCCUCCAAUUGUUGUUCCAAGACUACGCUGGCCGGCUGGAAACUGUCGUCAUGGAACAAGUGGAACAAAUCCGCCUCCAGUUGAUCGACAUGGCCAAGUCUUACGCCGAAAGCUUCCAACCCUACACUCAAUACUUCAACCAGGGGAUGGAACGCGCCCGCGUUUUCUAUUUCGAAACAUUGGAUGACAUUAACGAAAUGCGCCAAAUGAUUCACGAUCAUUUCGUGACAUACCCCAUGUUCCAGCGUUUGCAUGCAAUCUAUUUAGAAUACGCCAGUUGGCUGGAAGAGUUCCACGCUCAAGAUUACAUCGACGAUUGCAUCACCUAUUUGAACCAGAUGAAAGAAGAAAUCAAGGAAAAAAUCAAGAUCAUGACAGCCCAUUACCAACCUUUGAUUGAUCCAAUGAUCCAGGCUUUCCACGGACAAAUGGAGGCCUUCAAACAGUUGCCUGUCGUUAUUUACAUCAACACGACCGUCGAUAGAAUCUAUCAGCAACUCAACGAGCUCUCCAAAUACAUCGAACUUGAAGCUAAACUCCGCCAAGUGUUGCGCGAUGUCCUUCAACACACCGACCGUCUCACCACUCAACUCAUCAAGGACCUCAAGGGUUCACUCACCUUCAUGAUAAAGCCAACGAUCAUCAUCGAUUGGGAAUCUGGCCGUCUGGAAUAUUCACAACGUUUGCCAUUCACUUGGGAAGACUUCUCUCAAUUGCCACGCAUCCGCGAACUUCCGCUGCUCAAGAAAGUCGGCACGGCCAAGAAGAAUUUCCUGCGCGAAAUGGAUUACAGCCAAUUCUAUUUCAACGCGAUGAACAUGCUGGCCACUUACAGACCCAUGCGCAUCCAAUCCAUCUUGCCACCCUUCGGAAGCCGGGCUUUCGUGGCCGGAACGCAGCACUACAUGACGUUCGAUAGGCGUUUCUACGAGUUCGCCGGAGAGUGCAGCUACCUGCUGGCCAGCGAUUUCUUGCGAAACGAUUUCAGCGCCAUCGUUAAUUACGAAGGAGCCGGAGGCAAAGUCACACGCAAAUCGCUCACCAUUUUAAGCGACCAUCGACAGGUUGAAAUCGAUUCCAGCUUCAGGGUGACCUUAAACGGACGUAAAAUCGAAAUGCCUUUAACGUACGAAAGUACGACAAUUACUCGAGACGGACAACGAUUGAUUGUCACCAACACCAAAUCGGGAUUCCGCGUCGAUUGCAAUUUGUACCGCGACAUUUGCUCCGUUCACGUUUCCGGCUGGAGUUUCGGCAAAACCGGAGGCCUUUUCGGCGUCUACAAUAACGAGCCCGCCGACGAUUUCCUGACUCCGUUCAGGCAACAAAGAACCGACGAAGAAGUCGACAGUUUCGCCAACAGCUGGAAAGUCGGCACAUCCCGUUGUCGUGUCCGCAAUUUCGCCGUGACCCGACCGGCUCCGAGCGCUCGCAACAGCCGCUUGUGCGACCAGCUCUUCUCCGAUGAGCAAUCCGUCUUGAGACCCUGUUUCCAGAUGGUCGAUCCUGCUCCAUUUGCUCGUAUGUGCCUCAACGACUUGGCAACUCUGGAAAACAGCCCGAAAAAAGAUCUCGGAGUCUGCACGGCCGCUUCCGCCUACGCCAACGAAUGUCGUUUCGCCGGUUUGGACCUCUUCGUUCCACCGCAAUGCGUCCGCUGCGAAUUGGAAGAUGGUAAAGUCAUGGGAUCUGGUGAAAUCAAGACGUUCCAGAAUGACGCUCCACGAUCGGCCGAUGUCGUCUUCAUCGUCGACCAGAAACCUUGUCUCAACGGCACCCGACUCUCUUACCUUCCGGCCGCUAUCGACGCCGCUCUGAAAGAGCGCGGCAUCCAGCAGAACCGUUUCGCUGUCGUUAGUUACGGCGGACGUGGAGGUGAUGUGUUCCAGAAACCCCACAUCCGUACGGCUGAUGGAGGCCAGAUCUGGUCUCAUCGUAAAGGCAUUCAAUUAGCCCUGGAAAAUUUGAUAUUGGCUGAUCAACAAUCUGCAACAUCGGACAUUCACGCAGCUUUACGUUACGCUGUUAAUUUACCGUACCGAGUCGGAGUUUCCAAACAGUUUGUUUUGGUUUCGUGUGGCGGAAACGAAUGUCAGGCCAGUUCUUACGCCGAUACGUUGACCCUGUUGAUUGAAAACGACGUCAAACUUCACUUACUUCAACCGCGUGAUAUCAUCGUGAAAGGCAAAAACAGUUCUGAUGAAUUAAAGAACGUCUUCGGAUUUGAUGCUGAAGAAGUUUACACGGUGCGAAACAUCCGCAGUUUGAAAGGUGAUCGAGAAUUGCGACGCCAACUGGCCAUGCCCAAGGAUUUCUGCACUCCAUUGGCUUUAGAGACGAACGGCACCUUGUUUGACCUGAAGAAGAUGAUGCCUGGCCAGCAACAGCAACAAACUAAAAAGUUUGUCGACAUCUUUGCUCGUAGAGUUGCCGCCACCGGUGAGCCCAGUCCGUGCCAGCGAUGCGACUGUAUCGGCGACCGUGACGGUAUUGGAUCGAUCCUCUGCCAACGUUGCGUUUCUCCAGUCAUGGAACGCCUCGACAAGGUCUGGGAGCAAUUGGUUUACGAGAAUGAGAUGGCCAAUGCUGCAGAUGUAGAAGAAGUAACAGUUAGUCAGAUCCAAGACACAUUGCUGGAUCCAAUGGACAAGGUCAGCAGACUCACCACCACACCAAUCACCAAAGUGAUUAAUUAGAAUUUCAAUCUUCUGUAGAAAUUCCUGUAGGUUGCUGUCACCGGUGUGUACUGCCUUAAUUUUUGUUUUUUUGUUUCUUUCUUUAAAAAAAAAUUAUCUUCCGGUUAAGCUAAAACAUUUUUUAUCACUAAUACUCUUCCAUUUUUACCCUAUAAAUCCGACCGUGUCUUUACAAUCCCAAACUUUUGUAUAUUAGUCGUCUUUUACAAUAUACACAAUUAACAAUAAUACUUUUCUUUGAUUAUCCUGUUGAGCCACUGUUAUGGAAUGGCUAUUUCAAUGACUAAUACACUCUUUCUAACCA
Daphnia carinata is the source of this 19033-nucleotide messenger RNA. RefSeq lists its product as uncharacterized. Gene Ontology annotation, biological process: lipid transport. The record is from RefSeq and is a predicted model, not a curated record. Gene Ontology annotation, molecular function: lipid carrier activity. Lineage: Eukaryota; Metazoa; Arthropoda; Branchiopoda; Diplostraca; Daphniidae. The transcript is spliced from 15 exons.